Messenger RNA from Penicillium verhagenii, 2991 nucleotides. Its product is annotated as serine/threonine protein kinase. Gene Ontology annotation, biological process: calcium ion transmembrane transport; intracellular calcium ion homeostasis. The coding region runs from base 1 to 2991 and encodes 996 amino acids. The transcript is spliced from 2 exons. Lineage: Eukaryota; Fungi; Ascomycota; Eurotiomycetes; Eurotiales; Aspergillaceae. Gene Ontology annotation, molecular function: calcium channel activity; calcium ion binding. Gene Ontology annotation, cellular component: membrane. The record is from RefSeq and is a predicted model, not a curated record.
AUGAGGAGCAAGCUGGGCAUCGCACCCAAGCAUUCGGUCAUACAUCGGUUUGAACAAAUCCCCGAUCAACCACACGACGGGAUGCAUAACCCCAACGACGCUACUAUUGAUAUUCCCCUCACCGAUGCCCCUAGUCACAAUACUCUGGGGCAGUGGGCUUCCACGCCGGCUUCCCAGGCUGGCCUGGUGGAGCCGGGGCUAGGUGAGAAGCAGGAGGGUAUCGCGCCUGGACGUCGUCGAAGGACGGACUCAGAUAUGCAUGAUAUGCGUGGAAAGGCCGCCGAGGCCUCUGAUGACGGUACAAUCAAUACCGUCGGCCGCAUCUACCAGGCCAUUUACAAUUUCUCUAUUGUUACGCGAUACAUGAUUUAUGUUCUUCCCGUUGGUUUCUUGAUUGCCAUUCCCAUUAUUAUCGGUGCCACUGCGGCGCCCAAUGCGAAGAUUGCCGGUGUUCACAUCUAUUGGUUCUUUACCUGGAUUGAGGUCGUUUGGGUCAGCUUGUGGGUUUGUAAGGUUAUGGCUCAAUUCUUGCCUUAUGUCUUCCAGGUUUUGUGUGGUAUGGUUAGCUCCGGUACACGCAAAUAUGCACUCAUCUUGAGGGCCCUUGAGACUCCUCUUACCCUUGUGCUCUGGUGUAUUGUCUCGCUAGUGACUUUCCUUCCGAUCAUGACUGAAAACCCCAACAAGAAAGAUGAAGAGGACACCGAUGCUAAAGCCUGGGAAAAGAGUGUCAAGAACGUUCUUCUCGGUCUUCUUGUCUGCAGUUUGAUUUUCCUGGGCGAGAAGGCCAUUGUUCAACUGAUCUCUAUCAGCUACCACCGCAAGCAAUUCGACUCCAAGAUCAAGGAGUCCAAGCAUAAUGUUUUCCUUGUUGGUCUCCUCUUCGAGGCCUCCCGCAACAUGUUCCCCAUGUACUGCGCGGAGUUCCACGAGGAUGACUCAACCAUCAUGGAUCCCAUCCUGAGCCAGGCUACAAAGAAGGGCAAAACGAAAUCAAUCAUGCCGCUGCGCAUGGUGAAGGAGGUCGGUCGCCAAGUUGGUCAGCAGGCUGGCCGUCUCGGUGACAAAGUUCAGGCUGCCGUUGGCAAUGUUGCUUCUGAACUGACUGGAAAGCAAAUGUUCAACAACAAUACUACUCACGCGGUUGUCAUUUCUGCUCUGGAGCGUAAACGCUGUGCUGCGGCCUUGGCCCGCCGUGUUUGGAUGUCCUUUGUGGUCGAGGGCCGGGACUCUCUGUACAUUGAUGAUAUUAUCGAGGUUCUGGGACCUGACCAUGAAGCCGAGGCUGAAGAGUGCUUUGCCAUGCUUGACAAGGAUGGCAAUGGAGAUAUUUCUUUGGACGAGAUGGUCCUUACCCUGACGGAAUUGGGACGUAUGCGCAAAGCUCUGAACCAUAGUAUGCACGAUGUCGACCAGGCUAUCGGUGUCCUGGACAAUCUUCUGUUCUGUUGUGCUUUCAUCGUUGGUGUUCUCGUUUUCAUCUCAUUUGUCACCACCGGGUUUGGUACCGUCAUUGCUGCUGGAGCUACCUCACUGCUCUCCCUCAGUUUCGUGUUCUCGACUACCUGUCAGGAGGUUUUGGGUUCUUGUAUCUUCUUGUUCGUCAAACACCCCUUCGAUAUUGGUGACCGUGUCGACGUCAGCGACAAGGACUACAUUGUGGAGCGUAUUUCCCUGCUCUUCACUGUCUUCCGUUCAAUCAACGAUCACCGCUUGACCCAGGUACCCAACAACAUCCUCAACAGCUUGUGGGUAGAUAACCUCACCCGCGCCAAUGCCAUGCACGAAAGACUCACCGUUCCCGUCGCCUUCGAUACUACCUUUGCCGAGGUCGAAGCUUUGCGUGAAGAGAUGGAGAUGUUUGUCCGAGACAAGGAAAACUCCCGUGAUUUCCAACCCGAAUUCACCAUCGAGGUGAUUGGUCUCGGCGAUCUCGACAAGCUCCAGCUCCAAGUAGACAUCCGCCACAAGUCCAACUGGGCCAUCGAAGCCGUUCGUUCUUCGCGCCGCUCCAAGUUCAUGUGUGCCCUCGUCCUAGCCACCCGGAAGCUCAAGAUCCGUGCCCCUGGUGUCGCCGCUCCCGAGGAAGAAUCCAAGGAUGGAGCUGACGGUGACGGCGAUGACAAGGGCGAUGAUAAGGGUGACCGCAAGUCCUCACUCACCCAGACCAGCGCCGCCGCCGCAGCAGUGGCAGCCGACCCCGAACUUGCACCCAACACUGCCCAAGCAACCGGCAUCGAAAAGCGGCGCUCAUCAGGCACGCUCAAGAACCGCGGCUCAAGCAAUGCCUCCGAAGCUGCCAUCGCCGCAGGCCUUAACACGCGCUCCCACAACUUCGACCUCGCACCAGAGGAUAACAACGCCCUCCACCGCACCACCACAAACAACUCCACCCAAGGCGCCCGCCAGCUCAGCGUGCACAGCACCUCCAUUGGCCGCGAACCCUCCACCGGCCACCGCAAGGCAGGUCUCCGCGUCGCCUACAACGACCAGGACUCCAUCCCCAUGCCCCAACUCUCCCCCGUCCCCGCCGGUCUCACCCCCUCAACGAGUGCCGUGCCUAUCCUCCAGACUCCCGCUCCACCCGGUUCCCGCGGUAGUGCACGCUACGAGCCUACCUCCCAUUUCCAGGGCCAGGAGCAGGCUCAACAGUCCAUCCGACCCAUCAUCGGUUCGCCUGAGUCGGGAACAUACAAUACUUCCUACUACAACUCGCGUGCGGAUGGUAAUAACCACUAUGAGUCUGUGGAAUUGGGUGGGUUCAGUGGUGAUCAUGCGCAGUCUCACCCUUACCCCUCCAGCAAUCAUAGUCAAAGUGGCUAUGAAGUGCCGGAGCGGUAUGAUCCCGUCUCCCCACCUUCCCUCUACUCGCCUCCGCAACAAAACAUUCCUCCUCUUGAGACGGAAGAUCAAAGCGGGAGACGGCCUUCGUUCUUGUCACGUACUUUGAAGCGCGAUAAGUCGAAUCAGUAUGGCGAGCAUGACGCUUAA